AUGCUAUUCAAACAGCAGGCAUUGCUGAGACAGAAGCUCUUCGUUCUGGGCAGCCUUGCUAUCGGAAGUGUCCUCUAUCUCGUGGCCAGGGUUGGGACUUUGGAUAGGCUACAGCCCAUUUGCCCAAUUGACAGCAGAUUGUCCACCCCUGAACCAGAGCAAAUUCCUCUCCGCACUCUGCAGUUUAAGCGCGGCCUGCUACAUGAACUUCGUAAGGGCAAUGCCACCAAAGAGCAAAUCCGCCUGCACAACCUGGUCCAGCAGCUGCCUCAGGCCAUCAUCAUCGGGGUGCGCAAAGGAGGCACCCGUGCUCUGCUGGAAAUGCUCAACUUGCAUCCGGCAGUUGUCAAGGCUUCACAGGAGAUCCACUUCUUUGACAACGACCAAAAUUACGCUCGGGGCAUUGACUGGUACAGGGGAAAAAUGCCCUUCUCCUUCCCUCAUCAGAUCACCAUUGAGAAGAGCCCCGCUUACUUCAUCACAGAUGAAGUCCCUGAACGCAUAUUCAAGAUGAACUCUUCCAUCAAGUUGUUGAUCAUUGUGCGCGAGCCUACCACCAGAGCUGUGUCUGACUACACCCAAGUGCUGGAGGGCAAGGAACGCAAAAAUAAGACCUACCACAAGUUUGAGAAGCUGGCUAUUGACACCAACACCUGCGAGGUGAACACAAAGUACAAGGCAGUCCGGACCAGUAUCUACACCAAACAUCUGGAACGUUGGUUGAAGUACUUUCCCGUGGAGCAGUUUCACAUUGUAGAUGGGGAUCGCCUUAUUACGGACCCGCUGCCAGAGCUGCAGCUUGUCGAGCGCUUCCUUCACCUCCCCUCAAGGAUCAGCCAGUAUAACCUGUACUUCAACUCCACCAGGGGAUUUUACUGUCUGCGAUUUAACAUUGUCUUCAACAAGUGCCUGGCAGGCAGCAAGGGCCGCAUCCAUCCGGAGGUGGACCCAUCAGUAGUGACUAAACUGCAAAGGUUCUUUCAUCCCUUCAAUCAGAAGUUUUACCAGAUCACUGGUAGGACAUUCAACUGGCCAUGAUGAGCUUGAACUCCUCUGACGAGAUUCUUUGGAUUGGUGUUUAUUUAAAAAUGCCGAAUUCUUUGAUCUCAAAAGAAAUUAAUAGCACUUUGAUGGCAUUUAAUACCAGAAUGACAGUGUGACCAAAUAUCAAAAGAACUUGAUGUAAGUUUGUUUUUACAUGUGUGCAAAAAAAACAACAAAAUAGUUUAAUGGUUUGACUAAAAGCUGCAGUUCAAAGCACUUGAUCUUGCAAAUGAACUCACCUGUCUGUGUUCCUCCUGAAGACCCCCCCCCCCCCCC
Archocentrus centrarchus (flier cichlid) is the source of this 1320-nucleotide messenger RNA. Its product is annotated as heparan sulfate glucosamine 3-O-sulfotransferase 5. The record is from RefSeq and is a predicted model, not a curated record. Bases 1 to 1038 code for a protein of 345 amino acids. Lineage: Eukaryota; Metazoa; Chordata; Actinopteri; Cichliformes; Cichlidae. Gene Ontology annotation, molecular function: [heparan sulfate]-glucosamine 3-sulfotransferase activity. The transcript has 2 exons.